This is a messenger RNA of Protomyces lactucae-debilis, 2180 nucleotides long. RefSeq lists its product as uncharacterized. The transcript has a single exon. Gene Ontology annotation, molecular function: DNA-binding transcription factor activity, RNA polymerase II-specific; zinc ion binding. The record is from RefSeq and is a predicted model, not a curated record. Gene Ontology annotation, cellular component: nucleus. NCBI's taxonomy places the organism in Eukaryota, Fungi, Ascomycota, Taphrinomycetes, Taphrinales, Protomycetaceae. Bases 189 to 2081 code for a protein of 630 amino acids.
ACAAAGUCGCCAAGUGUCCAGGAGCCCGACGAGGAGUGACGACUCAGUGUAUCUGCAGUUCGCGUCUACAUCCUCGCAAAUAUUAUCACGAGUCUCCGCCAUAUGUUCAACUUAUUCAUUGCCUCCUUUUAAAGCCACCAAACACUUCUGGCCCCCCUUCGCGCACCAAUAAAUUCGCAGACAACAGCAUGAACGGCAUGCGCUUUGAUCUGCAUGGUAGCGACAACAUGUUGCAUCGUGAGACCAGUUUCGAGCAGCAACAUAACGGACAUUUGCGGCCGAUGGGGAGUCCGAGUGAGGGAAUGCAACCUUCUAGUAACGGCAUCGGUGCAUCCCUCGAGACCUACCCAACACAACCAGAGUCUGUGACGCAGGGCAGGAAUUCUGUCUCUGCUGCCCCGAGUACUGCUACGGCUGCAAUAACGUCGAAUGGAACGAAUCAUGGCGUGCCGCAGAAGAAGUCAAGUCGAGCGUGUGAUCACUGUCGAUUGAAGAAGCUGAAAUGCAAUACUGAGCCUGGACAAUUGAACUGCUCAAAUUGCCAUGGUCGUCCCUGUGAGUACACCAGGCAGCCUCUCAAGCGUGGACCGCCGAAAGGACGUAAGCUAAAGCGUAAAUUGGAGGAUGAAGAGGAACAGAGCGAGGGAGACUCUCCGGAAUCCGAGGAGCUCAAGCGUCGCAUGAAUAAAAACAAUGAUCGCUUUGAUCCGAUUCGAGAUGCACAGGUCACCAUGAUGAGUGAUGCGGCGUUAGAUCCGCAGCUGAGACAACCUCAGGCCCCUCUACCAAUACCACCAGAGUCAAAGCCCAAAUCAGCGAGACGCACAUCAGGACAAACGAGGCGACGAUCUGAGAACAUGCUGCCUAUGCCGCCACUAUCACUGCAACUAGAAGCCCUGCCAGUCUUUGUCGAGUACAACCAAUCGUCGCUAGACAGAUGGUACCUACUGCAUCAAACGACACUGCCCAUCCUCGCAAGAGAUGCGGACACUUUACCUGAUUACCUGAAAGUUACACACCCCUUACUACGUUCUGCGUUGCUGCUUGCUAUCUACAGCGUAGUAGAUCGUAGGCGAACACCACAACGCAUCGACGCAUUACUGGCAGAACGCUUCUUGCUACAAUACACAGCAACGAAAGUCCGAGAAACAACGCAUGAUCGAAUCGUGCAUCUACAGGUAUCGCUCAUAUUGGCCAUUGAAGCGGAUCAGCGAGGCAUGCAAAAGAUGCCUGGUCGAUGUGGCCAUACCUUCACACAUUGGCUAGCCGGAUCCAUUUCACUGGCCAUGGAUCUGCGUGUGCAUUCGAUUGAGCCUGUGAAGCAGACUGCAGCGGAAUAUUGGCGGCUGAGACGAUUAUACUUCAUCAUGGUUAUUAUGGACCGCUGGCACGCUAUAGGUCAUGCGCAUCCACUCAUGAUACCAGAUUCGCAAGUGCCGUUCUCUCCAACGGUGGACUUGCUGGGUCCAGCAACGAUGCAUCUGUAUACGAUGAGUAUGCUCAUCAGUAAGCUACAUGCGCGUAUGUCUCUACAUACAGCGAUGCGAGAUUUGCCCGAUUUGGCACUCUUGAAUGCCAAGGACUUCAAGGAGACGAUUGAUGAGUUGAAUGCCUUUCGAACGGCGGUUGAGCCGAUUUGGGGACAAUCAAACUUGUUGCAUAUUGGGUUAUGGCAUGUGGCAUUGCUUGCGGCAUUGUCGACGGAAGAGAUUGAUAUUGAUUUUGUCAAGGAACAUGCGAUGCGAGUCUCUGCCGUGUUGCCGCAUUCUGCAACACCCUUUACGACCUUCAAUCAUCACUUCUUUGCCAUGAGCACGUUGAGUCUCUUUUACAUCCUCGGCUUUCACGAGCAUGAGGAAUUUGCAAUCAAGCAUCUGGAGCAAUUGAGAGAGGCCAUUACAAAGCACAAGCAUCUGGCACUCGAUGAUGAUGAAGCAAAUUGGGAUGCUCAGCUCUUGACGUGCAUCAAUGCAAUGCUCGACGGACACCCGGAAGCAACACGAUUCGUGACAGCUGCGCAUGGACGAGCUGAUGCCUUGCUCGCUGAGAUUCGUAGCUCGGGCUACAUGCGUGCCUGGUGAGCCGCAUCCUCAUUAUCUGUCCAUGUUUUUUUGGAAAGGUCAAAUGUCGCUAUGCAAUAUACAUGUAUGCUCAUCCGUUGUAGUGAACUCUCGUCCUCU